Molecule: messenger RNA, 883 nt
Organism: Amphimedon queenslandica
Lineage: Eukaryota; Metazoa; Porifera; Demospongiae; Haplosclerida; Niphatidae
Product: ubiquitin domain-containing protein 2-like
Exons: 3
Coding region: 81-770 (229 amino acids)
Molecular function (GO): protein binding
Source: RefSeq, a predicted model, not a curated record
GUAGGUGUGGUUGAAAUAAAAGUGGGUGGAGCCAUAGAUAGUAGAGAGCUAGAGCAGUAGAGCUAGCUAGAGUUAUAAACAUGGGGAAUUGUUUGGGUCAACCAAGUAACACAGAUCCUAUUCUCUUUACUGAUGAAGAGAACAUUCAAAAUGUUGUAAUGGGCCAGUCACAGCCACUACUACAAGAGAAGUUUGUUUGGAAGAGUGAGACCCCAUUGACUGCUGGGCAGCUACAAGGGAAGAGAGACACAUUCUGGGAGACCUCACCUCUAUAUGAUGGUCGGAGAGAGAUCUGGGAUGCAUUGAAGGCAGCCAUUGAAGCUGCUGAAGAAGAAGAUUACGAUCUAGCACAAGCCAUUUUGACUGGAGCCAAUAUAUCGCUACCCAAUGGUAGUUUAACUCAUGCUUAUGAUGAGUUAGGCAAUCAUUACUCCAUCCCUCCAUACUGUCUCAGUAGACCAACCAAUUUUGUAUCUAAUAGUAUCACAACUGAUUCAACCACCACUGACGUUAGGAUGAAUGAAAUUAUAUCGAAAGGCGGUAAUCCAAUCAAUGUUAAAAUCAGACUCUCAAAUCAAUCUAAAGAUAUCAAGUUAACAAUAUCGUCUACUGACACGGUGAUCAUCGUCAAGAAGAGACUAGAGGAGGAGUACAAUGUUAAGUCUGAUAAAAUAACUAUGCUGUUUUCUGGAAAAAUCCUAACUGAUUCUACAAUACUAGGACAACUUGACAUUCCAAAAGGAUUUAUAAUACAAGCAAUAGUACGAUAACACGACACCUUAACAUAGAUACGCACAACUUUUAAAAUUAUGACAUUCAUCAUUUUAAUAACGCAUUAUUAUUCUGUAUUAUUAUUAAUAAGUGCUGCUUCUUUGCGUAUUAA